Molecule: messenger RNA, 1392 nt
Organism: Haemonchus placei
Lineage: Eukaryota; Metazoa; Nematoda; Chromadorea; Rhabditida; Trichostrongylidae
Source: the annotation of a GenBank genome assembly
AUGUAUGACAUAGCUCUCCCUUCAAAGAAAUCAAGAUCCUAUGAAAAUGACAAAAUCGACAAACUCCGCGCCAUGGCUGAGUUUGGCCUACGUGAAGAAGACUUUCGCGACUUACCUGCAGAACCGGUUCCUGUAAAAAGUGGCUCAUAUCCACUUCGUAGCCGGCAUCUGUAUGUUUUAACAGAUGUCUAUCACAAAGCUAUUCAGGUACAUGGAAGUCCUGAAGCAUUAGAUGCACAUCGUAGGCCACUGAUAGCAAUGAGGAAGGAGUUGACGGAUGCUGAACGUAUGCGUAUGCGGAUGAGAGUUGAAACUACCACUUCUGUAAGCAAAGGUGCUGAUCGUGUGGUGGCAAUCGCAUUCACUCUUAACGUGUGCGACGCAGCAUUUAAGUAUGCCGCUGCGUAUCUUACCGGUUCAAAGUCAUUAUUUGCUGAAGCGAUACACAGCACAAUGGACACCUGCAAUCAGAUGAUUUUGCUGAUGGGUAUACGAUAUUCGGCAAGAAAUCCUGACAACCUUUUUCCGUAUGGUUAUGGUAAUAUGCGCUAUGUGACAUCCUUGAUAUCUGGCUGUGGAAUAAUGGCAUUCGGCUGCGGUCUCUCGAUUUACCAUGGUGUUUCGGGUCUUUUGCACCCUGCUGAACUAGAGCCGCUAAACUACGCGUAUUAUGCCUUAUUCAUGUCCCUGUGCUUCCAAGGAACAUCAGCAAUUACAGCUUACCGAGAAGUCAGGCACAAAGCAAAGCGAGCUGGGCUUAGCAUCUUGAAUUACGUUCGUACUUCGGCAGAUCCAUCACUGAACGUCGUUUUACUCGAGGAUACCGCUGCAGUAUCGGGAGUGGCGAUUGCUCUCUGCGCUGUCUCAUUGUCGUCGAUUCUCGCUUCACCAAUACCUGAUUCGAUUGGGUCUAUAAUGAUUGGUUGUUUGUUAGGUACUGUAGCUUCGUUCAUUAUUCGAACUAACGCCGCUCAUCUUGUUGGACGAAGUUUGCCGAAACGAAUAACUGAUGAUAUCGUGUGUCGUUUGAGUAACGAUCCAGUUAUACGGCAAGAACUGGAUUUGAUGAAUGAUGAAGAGUGGUCCCGUGUGAAUUUCAGGUCGGUGCACGACGUAAAGGCGACGGCGCUCGGUGUGGAACAGUCGCGGUUUAAGGCCGAAUUGGAUUUCAAUGGUCGUGAAAUCACUCGUGCCUACUUGAAUCAAAACGUUCACAUGCCAUCACUCCUGAAAGAAGUUCAAGAGAUGAAAGAUGAAAAAGAACUAGGAGCAUUUAUGGAGACGCAUGGUGAGAAGAUCAUCGAUCGUCUUGGUGACGAAAUCGAUCGAAUCGAGAAGGAAAUCACUAAGAAACAUCCGGAUAUCCAACACGUGGACUUGGAGGCUUUAUAG